Molecule: messenger RNA, 564 nt
Organism: Anopheles cruzii
Lineage: Eukaryota; Metazoa; Arthropoda; Insecta; Diptera; Culicidae
Product: frequenin-1
Exons: 6
Coding region: 1-564 (187 amino acids)
Molecular function (GO): calcium sensitive guanylate cyclase activator activity; calcium ion binding
Source: RefSeq, a predicted model, not a curated record
AUGGGGAAAAAAAAUUCCAAACUAAAGCAGGACACCAUCGAUCGCCUAACAACUGCUACCUAUUUUACAGAGAAGGAGAUUCGACAGUGGCAUAAAGGAUUUCUGAAGGACUGCCCAAACGGGUUGCUUACAGAACAGGGUUUCAUCAAAAUUUACAAACAAUUCUUCCCCCAAGGAGAUCCAAGCAAGUUUGCCUCUUUAGUAUUUAGAGUGUUCGAUGAAAACAAUGAUGGUUCCAUAGAGUUCGAAGAGUUUAUCCGGGCAUUGUCGAUCACAUCAAGAGGCAACCUGGAUGAAAAGCUCCAUUGGGCAUUUCGGCUAUACGAUGUCGACAAUGAUGGUUUCAUAACGCGUGACGAGAUGUACAACAUUGUCGAUGCUAUCUACCAGAUGGUGGGGCAACAUCCACAAACAGAGGACGAAAAUACGCCGCAGAAGCGAGUAGACAAAAUCUUCGACCAGAUGGACAAGAACCACGACGACCGACUAACACUGGAAGAAUUCCGCGAAGGUAGCAAAGCGGAUCCUCGGAUCGUACAGGCUCUCAGCUUAGGGGGAGACUAA